AUGCUGAGCGGACGCCUCACAUUCAAGACGCUGGGCCCCUUCGCCCACCCCAGCAGCUGCACCAACCCGUUGUAUCAAGCGCUCAUUCAAGCCCGGACCGCAAGCACCAACACCUCCUCCAUGCGAGUCCGCAGCACCCAGACCCUGAAGACCACCACAGCUCUGCGUCCCUCGACGACAACGCAGCUCCCAACCUCUCUGGUCCUCCGCCGUGCCAACUCCUCCUCCGCCGCCGCUGCGAAAAGCGAAGCCGUCCGUCUCGACUGGGACUCGUUCUUCAAGCUCCGCGCUAGCCGUCGCCGGUACUCGCUUGCCUCGUCGAUCGUGAGCUCCCUGUUCACCACGGUCAUUGGUGUGCAGGUUCUCUCGACGCAGGAUCUGGAGUCCCUUGGCGCGCAGGUCAUGGGUCUGGAUCCGUUUGUGGUGCUGGGUAUGGCGACGGCGGCGUGCGGUGCGGCGGGUUGGCUUAUUGGUCCGUUUGUAGGGAAUGCAGUCUGGGGGUUGGUUUAUCGGAGAUACAAGCCUUCUGUUAUGGUGAAAGAGAAGGAAUUCUUCGACCGUAUUAGACGCUUCCGUGUCGACCCGUCGUCUAACUCCAUUGCUAACCCUGUUCCGGAUUACUAUGGUGAGAAGAUCGGUAGUGUGCAGGGCUAUCGCCAGUGGUUGAAGGAUCAGCGGGCGUAUAACCGCAAGAGACGUCAUUUCAUUGUUUGA
This is a messenger RNA of Aspergillus costaricaensis CBS 115574, 714 nucleotides long. RefSeq names its product presequence translocated-associated motor subunit PAM17. Gene Ontology annotation, cellular component: PAM complex, Tim23 associated import motor. The record is from RefSeq and is a predicted model, not a curated record. Gene Ontology annotation, biological process: protein import into mitochondrial matrix. The coding region runs from base 1 to 714 and encodes 237 amino acids. The transcript has 2 exons. Lineage: Eukaryota; Fungi; Ascomycota; Eurotiomycetes; Eurotiales; Aspergillaceae.